This is a messenger RNA of Bombyx mori (domestic silkworm), 2528 nucleotides long. RefSeq names its product histone acetyltransferase KAT7 (gene chm). The record is from RefSeq and is a predicted model, not a curated record. Lineage: Eukaryota; Metazoa; Arthropoda; Insecta; Lepidoptera; Bombycidae. Gene Ontology annotation, cellular component: nucleus; chromatin. The transcript is spliced from 11 exons. Bases 160 to 2520 code for a protein of 786 amino acids. Gene Ontology annotation, biological process: negative regulation of DNA-templated transcription; positive regulation of transcription by RNA polymerase II. Gene Ontology annotation, molecular function: transcription coregulator activity; histone acetyltransferase activity; zinc ion binding.
UCAUACGUCAUUACUGUCAAAUGACAAAUAAUGGUUGAUAGCCAGCUUGUAAAAAUAAUUUAUUCAUAGGUAAAUAAAAAUAACUGAUAAUAUUAACUUCAAAUAAAUAAAGCUAUUUGAGAUUUUAUAUACUUUAUAUUUCUAUAAAUAAUCGGAAAAAUGACGAAUCUGGAUGUAAGCAAUAGUAGCACAGACAGCAGCUCUGGUUCUUCAUCAGACUCGAGCAGCAGUGACAGUACAUCCACCAGCUCUGGCUCUGGGUCCAGCAGUUCUGAUUCUGAGUCAUCAACUUCUGACACUCCUGUAACCUCAACUGCUCCAGCACCUAAAUCUCCUACUAAAGCUAAAGAACCUGAGAAAAAGGAAGAUGAUAAUCCAGAAACCACCACCAAGUCUAAGGCCUCAUCUUCAAGUGAUGACGAUGUACCAAAAUUGGAGAGCCCAAAGACCUUACCUCCAAGAAGACGCUGUUCUGCAAAACCUAAAACAGUCGCAAUGGUACUUGCCAAAGGUAAAACGGCACUGAGGUCCUCGGGAGCUAAAACACCAAAACCAGCAGUAAAAACUGGAUCAAAACCAAAACCAGAGACACGUGAUUCUAAUGCAUUAAAGAAAAAAAGCAUCUUCUCUCCUGAUAAUAGCUCAGAAUCUGAAUCGGAAAGUAAAUCAUUGAAAAGCCCUAAAGAAUCUCCGAGAAGUAAACGAAGUUCACGGAAGUCGAGUGAGGAGAAAGUUGCCCCCGCAACACCAUUAGGAAAUGACGAUUCAAAUUCCAAAGAUUCUAAAGACUCCAAAGAUAGUGUAAAGAGAAAAAACGGAAACAAAGCAAAUGGUCCACCAUCAAAGAAAUCACCAGACAACAAAAGUGUAUCAUCCUGUUCAUCGAGUCAGUCCUCAAUUGAAUCUGUAUCUUCAGACAGCGACAGCGAACCAUCCACCAAAAAAGAAAAUGGUAAAACUGGAAAGGUCAAGCCGAACCCCACUAAGCAGCAAGAAGAUGUAAUAAAAAUAGAUACACUAGAAGCAACAAUGCCUAGAAAGCUAACCAGAUCACUUUCCGCCCGUGUUUCACGUAUAGCAGCUGCAACAAAGAUUAAUAACACAGAUACGGAUUCUGAAGUUGAUGAAAAAGAGAAAGGAAAAGAUACCAAAAAACCUCUAAAAGGCAGGCCUGGUAUUCAAACCCGAUCACCAGUAAUACCACCACUUUUGACAACGGCUGAACCAUCAGAACGUCGUUGUCCUGUGCGAGGAUGUGAUUCCUUAGGACAUUUGGGUGGCAAGGCGGAGCGGCACUUCACGUGGGCGGCGUGUCCGCUGUACCACAACGUGUCGGGCGCGUGGUGCGCCGCCGCCAGCGAGGAGCGCGCCGCCGCCGCCGCCGCCCGCCGCCGCGCCCUCGCGCACCUCUCGCAGCGGCCGCGCUCCAUGCCCACCAUAGAGCAGCGAGCCUACCAGCUCAAGGUCAAGGAUAUGCGUUCGAAAUGGAAGGGCAGUCAGGAGCUAAACGAGAAGUUGGCAGCGUCGGGCAACGAUGAGUUGACGGAAGAAAGGGAACCGAUAUUGGAGGGCUUCGCUCCCGAUUACGAUCUGAGAUUGUUCCGGGAGGCCCAGGCCUUGGCCGCCAUCAAGAUAGAAGAAGAACUCGGUGAAAUAAUCACAGAUAGAGGCACUAGGACGUAUCACGACAGGUUCGUAGUGAUGGGUAAAUACAUGAUGGAGGUGUGGUACCAGUCGCCUUACCCCGGGGCGGCGGCCAGGGUCCCGCGCCUCUUCGUCUGCGAGUUCUGUCUGGCGCACCAGCAGAGCGCCGCCGGGGCCGCGCGACACCGAGACAAGUGCGUCUGGAGGCACCCGCCCGGAGACGAGGUGUACAGGAAGGACGAUCUCAGCGUUUGGCAAGUCGACGGCCGGAAGCACAAGCAGUACUGUCAGCAGCUGUGCCUGCUGGCCAAGUUCUUCCUCGACCACAAGACCCUGUACUACGACGUGGAGCCGUUCCUCUUCUACGUGAUGACCAACGCCGACAGCGAGGGUUGUCACAUUGUGGGAUAUUUCAGUAAGGAAAAGAAUUCGUUCCUGAAUUACAACGUGUCGUGUAUCUUGACGCUACCGCCGUAUCAAAGGCAAGGCUAUGGCAGAUUAUUGAUCGACUUCAGUUACCUACUGACUAAGGUAGAAGGUAAGGUGGGCUCCCCGGAAACUCCACUCUCCGAUCUCGGCCUGAUCUCCUACCGGUCGUACUGGAAGGAAGCUUUGCUGAAGAGACUGUGUAGCGCUUCGGGGUCCACGCUAUGUAUCCGAGAUCUGAGCAAAGACUUGGCUAUAGCAUCGUCGGAUAUAGUUUCCACGCUGCAGGAGCGAGGGCUCAUGAAAUAUUGGAAGGGCAAGCAUAUUGUCCUAAAGAAACAGGAGGUGCUGGAGGAGGCGAUGCGGCGGGCGGGGCGCGCGCGGUGCGUGGAGCCGGCGUGCCUGCGCUGGUGGGCGGGCGGCGGCGGGGGCGGCGGGGCGGCGCGCUGACGGCGGCC